This is a messenger RNA of Aspergillus bombycis, 1590 nucleotides long. RefSeq lists its product as uncharacterized. Bases 1 to 1590 code for a protein of 529 amino acids. NCBI's taxonomy places the organism in Eukaryota, Fungi, Ascomycota, Eurotiomycetes, Eurotiales, Aspergillaceae. Gene Ontology annotation, molecular function: protein binding. The record is from RefSeq and is a predicted model, not a curated record. The transcript is spliced from 7 exons.
AUGGCAUGGUUCAUGUCCCUGGCUUUCAUCCACCUGGUUUCGCUGUUUGCUUUAAGCGAAGCUAAGGUAUUGAGCGACUUAUCGGAUGGAUUCUGCCGGAGUUACAAAUUCGGGGCGAACAUUGUCAACGAUGUCCUGUACAUGGUGGAUCUCGACGGCGGCCUCAUUCCCAGCGACACGAAUGCAUCACACAAUUAUCUCGUGCAACUUGACUUAUCCUCCUCAUUCUCGACUGACGAUGGCGCGAAAUAUAAGAUGAGCUUGGUUAACAGCGCGGUCCCGAAAAUCAAGGACCAGGCAAUGUGGUCAGACAAGGGCAACACUACGCUGUUUACGUAUGGUGGGCGAGGCGUAGACGACACCUCGGUGGACCAGGGACUAUGGACAUACACGAUUGCCGAUGGGUCUUGGAAAUUGCAGCAGACUAGUAUUAAGCCGGUGCGACUACAAGGAGGGGCGUACGUUGAUGCGCCUCAAAUCCAAGCUGCAUAUUGGGUAGGCGGGUAUCAAGAUAGCGAUACGACGCCUGCCAUCACCGAUAAAACGGUAGACUAUGCGACGGGGAUGAUUCAAUUCAACACGACAACUGGGACCUUUACACAGUUUGAUGCGCCAUUCACCCCUGUACAGCAGGGCGCAUUGGUAUAUGUUCCCGUUGGAGAGAAAGGGAUCCUAGUGUUUGUGGGGGGCGAGGUUCCGUCUAUCCAGAACGGUAUCAAUGCAACUCUGACUUCAAACCCGUGGAACCAUGCAUGGGUCUAUGACAUCGCAGGAAACAAGUGGUACAAUCAAACCACAUCAGGCAGCGUGGCGUCGCGAACCCAAUUUUGCGCUGUUGUCGAACAAGAUCUCUCGACGUCGUCGUACCAAAUCUAUGUGAUUGGAGGAGCGGACUACGAGUCAAAGAAGUCGCUCACGGACGUUUCCUAUCUAUCCAUCCCAUCUUUCAAAUGGUUUCAAGCCGGGCCUCUAAACAAGCCUCGUAUGACCCACGUCUGUCAAGCAUACGGACGGCAAAUAUUCGGCGUAGGAGGCCGGCUCGCGUGGGCGGACGACGCCGAUGCAGGAUGCUAUGAUAUGCCUGCCUUUAUAUAUGACGCUCAAUCUGAAGUCAUCCGGGCUCAAUUUGACCCUGGAUUAUCGGCUUAUUCAAUCCCCUCCGCAACAGCCGAUAACAUCAAAUCCUCGCCCUAUCCAUCAACAUGGGCUGAUCCAGCUUUGAAAUCACUUUUUGUCCAAGAGGCUACCAACAACUCAACGGACACGCAGCCCGACCCGUCAAGCAAGGCUGACGGUUCAUCAACCCACACCGGGGCGAUAGUAGGUGGUGUGGUGGGUGGCGUUGCUGGUGCGGCCAUCAUACUGGCAGUAAUCUUCUUCGUCCUGAGAAAGCGACGCCGAGACUAUCAGAAGCAACCACAAGGAGAAAAGUGGUCUGAGAAUGCACCACCGAUAAGCCGCGUGGGAGGUGAACUGCCAGCUGAGGACCCUCGGCGGGAGUUAGAUGCGCGUAGCAAUACGCGCAGUGAAUUACGAGGGAACGACGGGUUUGUUUACGAACUAGAUGGUGGUCAACGAUCCGGUGUGUAG